UUCCGGAAGUCGCGCACAGCCGCGCCAGGCUCCGCCCGCCGCCGCUGACGUCACUCUCAGUCCCUACCACUACCGUGCCUCCGCGUCCGGGUACGGGGAGAGCCGCGGUUUUCUCUGAAGCAGCGCGGCGGUCUCCGGGCCCCUGGUCCGUUCGAGAGAGGAUUUUGAGGUUGCUGACCGGCUUGGCCCGGGAGCACUUGCGUGCGGUACAGAAAGCCGGUGGCGCGCAGGCGUCCCCUCCCAAGCUUUUCCCCCUGUCAGCCACUCACGGUGCACUUGGUUCCGCCGAGGCGCACGACGGUUCCGCCCCCUUCUUCCUUGUCAUUGAUGUUGUUGUUCUUGUCAGUGCCGCAGCCCCGACCGCCGGGAGCGCGAACCCGAGCCGGGGCCGCCCGGGUGGUGCGGUGGCGGCGGCGGCAGCGGCUGCGGCUGCGGCUGCGGCAGCUGCGCCGGCUGCGGGGGCUGCUGCGAGGACUGCGCGGGCGGCCGGGGACGGGCGGCCGGCGUCGGCGGAGCCGGAUGGCUCUGUGCGGGCAGGCGGCCGGCGCCGCGUCGCUGCCCAGCGAACUCAUCGUGCACAUCUUCUCCUUUCUGCCGGCGCCCGACCGGCUGCGGGCCUCGGCCUCCUGCUCGCACUGGCGGGAGUGCCUCUUCUACCCAGCGCUGUGGCCCCAGCUCCGCAUCUGCCUCCGCGUCUCGCCGGCGGAGCAGCCGCGGCUGGAGUUCCUCAUGCGUAAGUGCGGCUGGUUCGUGCGGGAGCUGCGGGUUGAGUUCGCCGCCGAGAAUUAUCUGAGCGGAGGCGGCGGCCCAGGCGACGGCGGCGGUAGCGGCGGCGGCACCGACACGGGCACCGGAGGGGAAGAAGGUGAGGCCCUACAACUCUCCUCCCGCUGGCUGGAAGUGCUGCGCAUCUACUUGGAGCUGGUGUUGUGCGUGCUGCUCAGCAUCCGGAACAACAGGAACCUCCAGAAGUUUAGUCUUUUUGGAGACAUAAGUGUUGUACAGCAGCAAGGAAGCUUGUCCAGCACAUACCUCAGCAGGGUAGACCCUGACGGCAAGAAGAUUAAGCAAAUUCAGCAGCUGUUUGAAGAAGUACUGAGCAAUAGUAGGCAACUAAAGUGGCUGUCCUGUGGGUUUAUGCUGGACAUAGUGACCCCAGCCUCACUGUCGUCUCUGUCGAACGCCAUUGCCAGCACCAUGGAGCACCUGAGUCUACUGGACAACAACAUUCCUGGCAGCUGCACUCUGAUCACUGCAGUCGAACUAGAGCGCUUUGUAAAUCUGCGUUCGCUUGCCCUGGAUUUCUGUGACUUCACAGCCGAGAUGGCGAGAGUCUUGACCGAUAGCAACCAUGUGCCUUUGCAGCGACUGUCUCUUCUGGUCCACAAUGCUUCAGUGAUGCUCAAGUCAUUAGACAACAUCCCAAACGAUGAGCACUGGAAAGCCCUGUCACGAAAGAGCUCCAGCCUCCGGGUCUAUCUAAUGGUUUUUGAUGUUAAAAGUGAAGACAUGCUAAAGAUUCUGAAACCCAGUAUACCACUUGAGAGGGUUCACUUUGACAGCUACGUCACUUGUGUCUCAGGGGCUAUUGUUGAUCUUAUAUCCAGGCAGUAUGACAAGUUCCUCACCCAUUUUAUAUUAAUGAAUGAUAUGAUUGAAACAUCUGGUUUUCCAGAUCUUAGUGACAACCGAAAUGAAGAUCCAUUGGUUUUAUUAGCAUGGAGGUGCACAAAGCUCACCCUUUUGGCAAUUCAUGGUUACACCGUGUGGGCACACAACCUCAUUGCCAUUGCUCGUCUUCGGGGCUCCGACCUCAAAGUGCUGGAAGUCACCGAGGAAAGCAUUGAUUUUGACCAAGGUGAACUAGCCGACCAGGAUGUGGAUCCAGUGCAUAACCUUAUUGAGCAGGUAUCCCUGGGCCUCGGGCAACCUUGGCAUGCAGUCUUGGACAUUGAAUCACUCAGUGUCUUCACUGAACCAAAUCGUCAUUUUUACAGAGAGAUGCAAAGCUUCAGCGAAGACGUUUAGCUUUUUUAAAAUGUAUAAUUCCUGUGGCUACAUAUGCAAGUAGGGUCCCAUUAUGUUUUUUUUUCAUUAGUGGAAACUAAUCCUUUUGUGCUGUGUUUAAUCAGUAUUAGCUUUAUAGAACUCUAAAUGUAUAUUCUACUUCUUGAUCAAAGAACGUAGUCGGGUAUUGGUUUUAGAAGUUCAAAGUGACACUGACUAGGGCUUUCACGGUUAAUGGGAUUGUUAGCAAACCUUAAGGACAUACAGCCAAUGAUUAUCUGAGGUUACUGGCUAACUGUUUUUCACUGAGUUACUCUGCCUUUUUGACAUUUUUAUUCUUUGUUUGUCAGAAUCCAGAGCUCAGGAGCCAAAUAUUUUUAUACGUAUAUAUAUAUAUAUAUAAAUAUCCAUAGCCUGGUGGAUUUGUAUGCAAUGCACUGCAUCUAUGUAUUCUGAUAGCAUCUCAUUGAUUUUUGUUUGAAAUAGAAGGAAAGAUAGUAUCCCAAAUGAGUUAUCUUUAACAGAAAGCUGAGUUUAACUUUUAUUACCUAUAUAAUAAUUGAUAUUGCCAAUUACCAUUCUGAAUUUCAUAUAGUUUAAGUUAGACAUUGCUUAAUCCCUUUUUAAAUGUAUUUACAUAGACACGAACACUCAAAUUGCUGGAUUUUUUUAAACUAUAUCUGACAAAAAAUUUUUCAUCUGUUAUAUUCAAGUUAGCUUGUUUAGCCCAGAUUUCAAAACAGUAGAGGAAGAAAGGAACCAUAUUCCAGGGAAAGCUCUGAGGCUAAGUCAAAGCACAGAACUGUAAAUGCACAGGCUUGCAAACCAGCAUUAGUCGUGAAAUCCCUAACAAGUCACUGGAUUCUCUCUGUCAGUGCAAGUGUCAGCUGCCAAAGAAUAGAUUUACAUGAAGAAGUGCCCACAUGCUGGCAGGGGCUGGCCAGCUUUGGCCAGCCAGAUACUGCUAGAUUGUAAUAUUUAAGGUCGAAUUUCGACCUGUGGUACACAGCUGUGCUGUGGCUCAGUCAGCAACCUCAGAACUCUGAAAAAAAAUAUAAAAAAAGAAAAAAAAAGAAAAAAAAACAUGCACCUGUUUCACUGUGAAUAGUGAAUGUAAAGGAAGGAAAGGAAAACCAAAAGCUUGUUCCAUCACAGGUAUGAGCUGCUAUGAUACAUGAAGAACAUUCCAUGAAGUAUGUUUUAAAACCUUGUUAUAUCUGAGAGGCUUUAAAAGCCAACUUAACUGUUUCAGGGCAACCGCGGUACAGACGUGGUCUCUGUGAGACUUCCACCUGACCCAAGUUUUAAGUGGUACGAAUGUUGUGCAUUUAAUGUUAAGGACAGUCUGCAAUAAUAAAGUAAGUAGCCAACGUGGGUGCCCAGCAGUGCUGAGACCUGGCUGCUCUAUUGUAAGCUUUGGAAACACAAUUUAUGCAACAGAUGUCCAGAUAUGAUUCUAUUUAUGGAAAAGUUUAUAUGUUUUACAAAUGGUUUUACCAUCUUAUAUUAAAUGACCUUUUGACAGGUGUGCACUGUUUUGUCUCCAGUGAGCACAUACCAUGCGGAUUUUAUAUGUACAUCAGUAGUGUGAAUCCACUGGCACAGUGUGUGUAAAUGCCAGAUGUGGUGAGAUUUUAUCUUGUAUAUGUGAUCAGAUAAAAUAACUCCUGACAGAAACUGUAAGGAAACCAGCUGAAUGUUUGACCUGAUGACUGAUGUUGUAUGGUUUAUGUUAAAUGUAUAUUCUUUUAAUCAAUGAAUAAAGCAUUAAAAAGUGA
Messenger RNA from Grammomys surdaster, 3785 nucleotides. RefSeq names its product F-box protein 33 (gene Fbxo33). NCBI's taxonomy places the organism in Eukaryota, Metazoa, Chordata, Mammalia, Rodentia, Muridae. The record is from RefSeq and is a predicted model, not a curated record. The transcript is spliced from 4 exons. Gene Ontology annotation, molecular function: protein binding. Gene Ontology annotation, biological process: positive regulation of protein ubiquitination; SCF-dependent proteasomal ubiquitin-dependent protein catabolic process. Bases 328 to 2028 code for a protein of 566 amino acids. Gene Ontology annotation, cellular component: SCF ubiquitin ligase complex.